AUGUCUCCUCCUAGCAUUAUUAACGGUGUUGUUACCACUACUCCCUCUACCACCAAUCGUAAGAAUGACCCUGCUAAUAACAGUUCACUAUCACAACAACUUUCUGUAUUAGACACCUUAUCAUAUAGACACUUCAAAGUGGCACACCAAAGAGUUUCUUUAGACAUACAGUUACAAGAUCAUAGUAUUAAAGGUGUUGCAGACAUAGUAAUUAUUCCGUUAGUCAAAAAUUUAGAUUAUAUAACUUUUGAUUGCAAAGAUUUGAAUGUUUUGGAUGUUUGGAUUGAAAAUAGACGUUGCGAACAUUAUAUCCAUGAUAAUCCAAUUAGAGAUUAUUUAAACAAAUUUAUAAAUAUCCACUCAGAUAACAACAACAACAACAAUAAUAAUAAUAAUAAUAACAAUAACAAUAAUAAUAAUACCACUAACACUACUGCAAAUAACAACUAUAGGAAUAAUAGGUUUUAUGAUGAUAUACUCUAUAGAGAUAAUUCAAUUGAGCAGUCGCACUUCUUUAGGGAAAAAUUUGCGGAUUUAAACGAAUUCCCAAAGGAAAGAAAUAAGUGUCAAUUGUUAAUUAAAAUUCCAUCUUCUAUAAAGAUUAAGUUACAAGAUACAAGUUCAUUGACAAAUUACACUCCAAUAACACCAUCAAUUAGAGGCACACCACAAACUUUUCAACAAGAAACUAUUUUCACUCCGUUAACUGUUAGAAUUGAAUAUGAAAUUAAAGAUCCAAAUACAGGUGUUCGUUUUGACACAUUAGAUGAAUCUAAACCACAUUUAUGGAAUGUAUAUACUGCAAAUAAUGAGUUAUGUUCCACCGCAUCAUAUUGGAUGCCCUGUAUUGAUUCAUUUGAAGAAAAAUCUACUUGGGAAAUCGAAAUUAGUGUACCUAAAAAAGUCAGGAAUAUUGGUAAAAGUAAAAUAGUUGGACAAGAUGAUGAUAAUAACAUUCAACAGGCGCAAUCAAGAUUCAAAUCAGAUUCAAAAUCAAAUAAUCAAAACGUUGUAACUAUAAACAAAAAAUCUAAUAAAUCUAAUGAAAACAACAAUAUCAGCAACGAUAAUGCACAUAAGACUAACACACAAGAUAUUACAAUCCAGGAAAACAUCCAUCAUAAAGAUGAGGAGGGAAAUGAGGAUGAGGAAGACGAAGAAGAUGAGGGUGAUGAUGAUUCUGAUUAUGAAGAUAAUAUUAAGAAAACAAAUGGCAAAGAUUCGAUCUUUAAUGAGUAUACAAAAUUUUUAAACAGAGAAAUAAAAGCUUGUUGUUCUGAAUUUUCAACAAUGAGAGAAAUAGCUCAUCCAAUUGAUUUAACAAAAAAAGUUUUUAUAUUCCAGAUUUUUAAUCCUGUAGCUCCACAUCACAUUGGUUGGGCAGUUGGCUCUUUUGAUGUAUGGAAUUUACCAUCGUUGAUUUACAAUGACAAAUUUUUAAAAAAUAGUAAUGAGGAAGAAAAUGAGGAAAAUGAUGAAAGUAAAAAUAAUUUAAAUCAUGAUAAUAAUGAUAACGCCUACAACGACAAUACCAAUAUGGUAAAUGAUGACAUAAAUGCUGAUCUGUUAGAUAGUACAGAGGGUAUGGAAUUUAUACCGAUAAACGUUUAUACUUUACCAUCAAGUGACAUUGAUGAAGAUACUGUAAUCAACACAACUUUUGUAUGCCAGCGGAUCAUAGAUUUUUAUUCAAAAGAGUUUGGUUCAUACCCAUUUACAUCAUAUUCUCUAGUGUUUUUACCAUCUGUAACGAAUCAGACUAUGGAUUUCGCCAGUAUGACAAUAUGUAAUACACGGUUAUUAUACAAUUCUAAUAUUUUAGAUCAAAUGUUUACUACUACAGAUUUACUUGCAUGGUCAAUUGCAUCUCAAUGGUCUGGUAUCAACAUUACACCUUUGGAAAUGAACGAUAUAUGGUGUUGUCUUGGUAUGGCAGGUUACAUGGUUAAACAAUUCUCUAAACAUAUAUAUGGUAAUAAUGAAUUUAAAUACAGAUUGAAAAAGACAUGCGAGGAAAUUGUAGAAAAAGAUUGGGAAAAACCACCAAUUGGAUCUACGUUUAAAGGCAAAUCUUGGCCUAUCUCAGUAUCAAGCAAAGAUUUAGAUUUUAUUAAGUUAAAGGCGCCCAUGGUACUUUAUAUCUUAGAUAGAAGAAUGACAAAGACAGAAAGAUCCUUUGGUAUGUCCCGUGUUUUGCCAAAGAUUUUUUUGCAAGCCAUGUCAGGUGAUUUGCCAAACAAUUCUUUAUCAGCCAGCCAUUUUCAACAUGUCUGUGAACGUGUAAAUAAGAAUAAGUUAGAAGAAUUUUUUCAACAGUGGGUAUAUGGUGCUGGUGUACCUAUAUUUCGUGUUACUCAAAGAUUUAAUAAAAAAAGAAUGAUGGUAGAAAUGGGUAUAAGACAAUGUCAACAACAGGAAUUAGAAACAUCUGAUAAAGUGAUAGGAAAGGACCGAUUUUUCAGUAGUGCAAUGCACCAUUUAGAAAAUCCCAACAGAAAUGUCCCUACCUAUUUUACUGGCUCAAUGACCAUUAGAAUCCAUGAAACUGAUGGUACUCCUUACGAACAUAUCGUAGAAAUAAAAGACUUGUUUACUAAAAUUGAUAUUCAGUACAAUACUAAAUAUAGAAAACUCAGAAAUAGAAGACCACAAAGAUCUAAUAGAGCCCCAAAUACGUUAGACCACGAAGACGGACAAAAUAGCGCAUUUACUACGUCGUCAUUUUUUUCCACAUCAAUGCAAAAUAAUCCAAACAAUUCCAAGAAUUUUAUAGAUGAUGGGGAUAUUAAAAGACUGGGUAAUGUCUUGGUAACUCAAGAAGAAUGUGAACAAUGGAAUUUAACAGAUUUAGCGAAAGCCACUGAUGGAUACGAAUCUCAAUUCCAAAAUGAAGCUUUUGAAUGGAUUAGAAUUGAUUCAGAUUUUGAAUGGAUUUGUAAAACAUACAUUAAUCAACCUGAUUUUAUGUUUACCUCACAACUUCAACAAGAUGGUGAUGUAGAAGCUCAGUUAGAGAGUAUAAGAUAUUUUGAAGAUGUGAUUAGUUCAUCUAAUCACUCUUCUUUAGUGUACUCAUCUAUACUAACACGAACUGCAAUGGAUGAUAGAUAUUUUUAUGGGAUACGACAAGAAGCUUGCCAUGCUCUGUCAAAAUAUGUCUACAACCCCAUGGAAAAUUUCCCAGGUGGUGCAUAUCACUUAGUAAAAAUAUAUCAAGCUUUAUUUUGUCUGGAAGACUCCAAUAUUCCUCGAAACAAUGAUUUUGGUAAUAUCCAAAAAUAUAUUUUACAAAAAAAAAUUCCUCAAUAUUUAAGUCAAAUUAAAAAUGAAACCAAUGAAUGUCCUGGGUUUGUGAAAGAUUUUCUGUUGGAUAUUUUGACUUAUAAUGAAAAUUCAGAAAAUUAUUAUGAUGACAGUCAUUUUGUCUCUAUAUUAAUUGACAGUGUUGUUAACUCAACUUUAACUAAUCAUGAUGAUAAAUUGUUUACAAAAAGAAUUCUUGAUCAAUUAAAAAGACUAGAAAAUUUGGAUAAAUGGAUUCCCUCAUACCAAUUAUUGAUCACUAAAAGUAUUAUGGAACAGAAACUAAAGAUGCAUAUGUCAAAUUUGUAUGAAUUUAAAGAUAUUGAUUAUAUUUUGAAAUAUUCCCUUGACAAUGAGGAAAUAAGAAACCGUCAUAGCAAUAAUUCUAUACCUAAAUUUAGAGAAGGCUUCGAAGAUAUAGCGUUAUUGUCAUUUAGAAUUAUGCUUAUUGAAGGUGGAAUUAAAAAUAAAUUUAUUUUACGUUAUUUUUUCGAAGCCUUAUGUUUUAGUCCCGAUAUUUACAUAAGGGAGAAAUUAAUUGACGUCUUUAUUGAUUCAUUGAAUAUAAUUGCAGAAAAUAAACUUAUGGAUACAUUUGAUGAUGAUUUUCAAUAUCUCAGUGAAAGAAUUAAUCCUCCUCAGAUGAAUUUUGAGAAUGAAGAUGAAAUUGCAGCACUAAUUAUUGGUGGUGAGACAGGUCAUGAAAUUGUGGAUCCAAAGGAAUCCAAAAUGAACAACAACAUUGGUGGCAGAAUAAGAUUAAUCAGAGAUAAGUUUAAAAAUUAUUCACCACUAAAAAAAAUCAUCUGGGAUGUAUUACAUACACCGACGUUAACUCUGUACCAAAGAAAAAGUUUGUUUGAUAUAGCGCGUGUAAUAUAUACGUUGACAGAUAGUUUCAAGGUGAAAUUAGUUUCACCUAGAAUGAAAAAACUAGUGGCAAGAUAUGAAGGUAACAAUAAAGUGAUAAUCAAGAGGAAUGGUAUUUUAAAAUUACACUUAACAGCACCAAAAUUGAAAGUAGUCCAAAAGCCAACAGAUCGAUCAAAGAAAGGUAAGAUGACCAGUACCAUUAUUGGUACUGGUGCUAAAAAAGUCAAGAUUACUCUUUCAAAACCAAGAAAAGUAUCAAAUAAACCUGUUGUAAAUAGAAUUGGACUUUUGCCUAUUAGAUUUGUCAAAUUAUCAAACAAGUAUAAAAAAGUCACGAUCUCAUCAACACCAUUUAAUGACAAGGUGAAAAUUGUGAAGGCUAACACAAGAUCGUUUACCGUUAGACUAAAAUAUCCUAAACCACAGGUACAGUCUGAAUCUCCUAUGAAUACCGAAUUGUAA
Arxiozyma heterogenica is the source of this 4638-nucleotide messenger RNA. It is a transcript of the gene TAF2, whose product is annotated as transcription initiation factor TFIID subunit TAF2. Gene Ontology annotation, molecular function: transcription cis-regulatory region binding; metallopeptidase activity; chromatin binding. Gene Ontology annotation, cellular component: transcription factor TFIID complex. NCBI's taxonomy places the organism in Eukaryota, Fungi, Ascomycota, Saccharomycetes, Saccharomycetales, Saccharomycetaceae. The coding region runs from base 1 to 4638 and encodes 1545 amino acids. The record is from RefSeq and is a predicted model, not a curated record. The transcript has a single exon. Gene Ontology annotation, biological process: transcription initiation at RNA polymerase II promoter.